UUCGCAUAGUUAAGGACCUAUUUCUGUGAUUUUGUGGAAGUUUAUAGGACGGCACGGCGGCGGAGUGAGUUGAUAAGAAGAAAAUGGCGUCGGGGAUAUUAUCAAGGUCUCUGUCUCUUCUCAAGUCUUCCACUUUCUUACUCUCCACAAAGCAGCCCCAAUUGUUUUCUUCUUCAUUCAAUCAGAAGAAAACAUUCUACUGCCAAUCUGCACCAACCUAUUUCUCUUACAAGCUGGUGGCUUCUGUUACAUGUCGCAUGAAUUCAUCAAGGCUCGCAACAUUCUCAACACAAUCUGUUUCCUCUAAUGAACCUGUUGUUUCUGUUGACUGGCUCCACGCAAACCUUAAACAGCCUCAUAUAAAGGUACUGGAUGCAUCUUGGUACAUGCCAAACGAGCAGAGAAAUCCUCUUCAAGAGUAUCAGGUUGCACAUAUUCCUGGAGCACUCUUCUUUGAUGUAGAUGGUAUAUCCGAUCGUACUACAAAUUUGCCUCAUAUGCUGCCAUCUGAAGAAGCAUUUGCUGCUGCUGUAUCUGCUCUUGGAAUUGAGAACAAAGAUGGGGUUGUUGUCUAUGAUGGGAAGGGAAUCUUUAGUGCAGCUCGUGUAUGGUGGAUGUUUAGAGUUUUUGGACAUGACAGAGUUUGGGUUCUAGAUGGUGGCUUGCCAAGAUGGCGUGCUUCUGGAUAUGAUGUCGAAUCCAGUGCAUCUGGUGACGCAAUUUUGAAAGCUAGCGCUGCCAGUGAAGCAAUAGAGAAAGUAUAUCAACGACAGGCUGUUGCACCUAUUACCUUUCUGACCAAAUUUCAACCACAUCUCGUCUGGACCCUUAAUCAGGUUUGGAAGAACAUUGAAGAGACAACAUAUCAACAUAUAGAUGCUCGAUCCAAAGCUAGGUUUGAUGGUGUUGCACCAGAGCCUCGUAAAGGAAUAAGAAGUGGUCAUGUACCUGGGAGCAAGUGCAUUCCUUUUUCCCAGAUGCUUGAUGGUUCUCAGACACUAUUAUCUAAUGAAGAGCUCAAGAAAAAAUUUGAUCAGGAAGGUAUCUCUUUGGACAAACCUAUAGUAACUUCCUGUGGCACUGGAGUAACAGCUUGCAUACUUGCCUUGGGCCUCCAUCGACUUGGAAAGACUGAUGUUCCAGUCUAUGAUGGUUCGUGGACAGAAUGGGGAGGGCAUCCAGAUGUACCAGUCUCCACAUCUGAAGCAUAGAUUCUACAUGCUUUGAACAAGUGCUUCUACAUAUGACUUUACAAGGUCUACUUUGUCUGUUUAAUUUCUUGUUGGUGAAUAUGACAGCAGGUGUUGUAUCAUGGAAUAAUGAAACAAUAUGAUAUUCAAAGUUAGUUAUGACACAUAAAUAUGUCCAGAGUCUCAUAGUGCGGGAAGCCAAAUUUGAGGGUCUGGAGACGAGUUGGCAAUGGAUUGUUAUCCUGUCAGGACUUAUUUGCAACAUUGUUAUGUUAGGGACUUGAGACCUGAUUUUGAGAGAAAGAGAUAGUCGUGCAUUGGCCAGUUUAGAGGUAUUGUUUCCCAACUAUUAUUGGUCAAGUUGUUGAAGUUGAUGAGGAGUCGAAUUUUUCUGA
This is a messenger RNA of Solanum pennellii, 1585 nucleotides long. Its product is annotated as thiosulfate/3-mercaptopyruvate sulfurtransferase 1, mitochondrial. Gene Ontology annotation, molecular function: thiosulfate-cyanide sulfurtransferase activity. The transcript is spliced from 12 exons. Gene Ontology annotation, biological process: transsulfuration. The coding region runs from base 84 to 1211 and encodes 375 amino acids. Lineage: Eukaryota; Viridiplantae; Streptophyta; Magnoliopsida; Solanales; Solanaceae. The record is from RefSeq and is a predicted model, not a curated record. Gene Ontology annotation, cellular component: mitochondrion.